GAGAAACAUAUGAGAGUUUAUUGUAAUUGGUUUUGAGUAAUUUUCCAGUUAUAAUAAAGGGAUUGUUUCCAACAUAAUACAAUUGUACAUUGAGUGGUUUAAGGCUUAUCAAGCUGGUAGUCUGCAGUAUGGGAAACUCAAAUCUCAGCACAAUUUGUGGAUUCGACUCCCUCGAAGGUGAGAUUAGCAUGCAAGAAAGAUAUCAAAGUCGCCAUCCGCCGUUUCCCGUGAUUUUCUUGGCGAUUUCUGUAUGUUACCUUCCCAUGACCCCAUUCAUGGAGAAGCUUCCGAUUCUUGUGCGCAUUUCAUCAUCAAGCAGCACCAUUUCAGGGCCCAGGAAGAUUUUCUCGGAUUACUUGCACUCUCUUCGAAAUUCGAACCAGAGGAGACCGGACAGGCGAAUUAAUCGAAACCCGAGUCGAUCUGGGAAGUCGUUCAAGAAACAUGCCGAGAAAUCAUCAGAGACGGCGAGUGUUUACAUGAGGGAUUUGGUUGCUAAGAUAUCAAAUAUAUUGAGGUACUCAACUUGGGAAUCUGGGCUAGGGCUUCUGGAAGGGCUUUCCUUGAAAUGGGAUUCAUAUACAGUCAAUCAGGUUCUCAAGACUCAUCCGCCAUUGGAGAAGGCUUGGCUGUUUUUCAACUGGGCAGCUAAGAUUAGAGGGUUUAAGCAUGACCAGUACACGUAUACGACCAUGCUGGAUAUGUUUGGGGAAGCUGGGAGGAUUCCGUCGAUGAUGUACGUUUUGAACCAAAUGAAAGAGAAAGGUGUCAAGAUUGACGUGGUAACGUAUACCUCCGUUCUGCAUUGGCUUUCCAACAGCGGGGACAUUGAAGGGGCGAAGAAGUGUUGGCGGGAGAUGAGAGCGAAAGGGCGCUCUCCUACCGUGGUUUCCUACACGGCUUACAUGAAGGUUUUGUUUGACCACAACCUUGUUAAGGAGGGUGCUAAGGUGUACAAAGAGAUGCUUCGAUUUGGUUGUUCUCCCAAUUGCCACACAUACACAGUUCUUAUGGAGCAUUUAGCCAAAACAGGAAAGUUUGGUAAAGUUAUGGAGAUAUUUUAUAAAAUGCAAGAUGCAGGGGUAAAACCAGACAAAGCUACAUGUAAUAUUUUAAUUGAAAAAUGUUGCAAAGCGAAGGAAACAGGGACAAUAAUGAAAAUUCUUGAGUACAUGAAAGAGAACUUUCUUGUUCUUCGCUACUCAGUGUAUCAGGAGGCUCUUGAAGCACUGAAUAUAUCUGGGGAGAGCAGUGUGCUUCUCAAGCAGGUUAAUCGUCACAUUUCAUCAUUUCAAUGCAAUCAAGUGCAGACACAUGAAUCUCAUUCCACUAUUAAGAAUAAUGAAUUCAGUUUAGAAGAUAAACUUGUUAUGUAUCUGUUGAAUAAGCAAAAUCUGAUUGCCAUUGACCACUUGAUAGCUGAUUUGAUGGGGACAAGCUCUGCGUUAGAUUCUGGAAUCAUCUCGAGUAUUAUUGAGGCAAAUUGUAACCGUGGAAGGCAAAAUGGGGCUUUAUUAGCAUUUGAUUUAUGCAAAAAGCUUGGCAUAAACAUUGACAGAACCACUUAUCUAACUUUAAUGGGUGUACUUGUCAGAACAAAUUCUUUUCAGAGGGUAGUUGAGAUUGUUGAAGCAAUGCUAGGCGCGGGAUUAACCUUGGGUUCACAACUUAGUGCUCUUUUAAUACAAAGGCUUGGCUGUUCAAAUGGCCAUGUUUAUGCUGAGAAGGUAUUUUGCUUGCUACCUUUCGAAGAGAAAAAAAGCACUAUUGUUCACACUGGGCUAAUCAGAGCUUACUUCUUGUCUACAAAUUGUGACAAAGGACUUGAAAUGUUUGAAAAGAUGAAAGAUCAAAGGGUGCAUGUUUCUUUAGGAACUUACUCUGUUGUAUUAAAUGGCCUUGAAGAAAAUGGAAGAGCCAGUGAUCUAGAAUCUUACAGGAAGGAAAAGAAAAUCUUUGAAGCCAAAUACACUAACAGGAAGCUUACGAAGGAAGAAAGGCUGUGUGACAUUAUAUUUGGUGAUUUGAGACUGUAGAAUGUAUUCCACGGGAAUGAGAGGUUAACAUGAUUUUAUUCUUGAAUUCGUGAGAGACUAAGCAAUGUGGAAGAAUUCCCAAAGGCAUUUUAAAUGCAUCUCAAACAAGUGGAAGACUAGAAGUAGAGCCCUAGUACAUGAAUGAAAAAAGAGAAAAAUGGAAGAGGAUAUAUGUCUCUUUUAACCGACUAUGGUAUGAUCC
Molecule: messenger RNA, 2238 nt
Organism: Cuscuta campestris
Lineage: Eukaryota; Viridiplantae; Streptophyta; Magnoliopsida; Solanales; Convolvulaceae
Source: the annotation of a GenBank genome assembly